AUGUCGUCCCUUUUUGAUGCUUCAGCAGAACAAGAACUUAAACAAUGGCUCAUUGAUCAUUUGAGAGACAAGUGUCCUGCUGAUCCGACUCUGCUUGCUGACUAUGUGUUGGCCUUGUUGAGAGACACAGACAAGGAAACUAUUGGAGGAACAUUGAAGGAUCAAUUGAACGAAUUUUUAGGUGAUCAAGUUACUAGUUUUGUAUCAGAAUUUAUGUCUGCUUUGGAUAGAGGAUUAUUUAAAGAGAAACCAAAAUCAACAACUCCUCCAUCAACAACAACAACAUCAACUUCUUCUACAGCUGCUUCUUCAUCCUCUUCAUCUUCAACACAACAAAACGACUCAACGAAAAGGAAAAGAAAAGAUGAAACCGAUCAAGAAUACUCUAGGGAUACAAAAAAGACUAAACCAACACCAAAUAACAAACAACAGGAUAGACAAACUAAAGGUUAUGAAAAAUCCAAAUCAAAGGAUGAUUACGAUAACGAAAGAAGAGACACUAGAGACAAACGAAAGGAUUCAAAAUAUGAUAGAGACAGUAAAUAUGAUAGGGAUUCGAAAUAUAACGAUAGAGAUAGCAAAUAUGAUAAGAAUGAUAGAAAGGAUUCCAAAUAUGAGAGGGAUAGCAAGUACGAUAAGAAUGAUAAGAGAAAGGAAAAUAAGAGAAUUGAAGGAGAAAUUAUCAAGGAUAGUUAUGGAAAUAAUAUUCUUGUUUUGAAUAAGGAUAUUUUGUCAGAUCCAACAGCUGCUAGAUUGCCAUCUACUAAUACUAUAAUGUUGACAGGAAUUCCACCAGAGUUGAAUCGUUUGCACAAGAUUUUCUAUUAUUUCAAGAAGUUUGGUCCAAUUGUCAAUAUCAUGGUCAAAUCACACAAUCACAUGGCAUUUGUUCAAUUUGAAAAUAAGGAAGAUGCUCAAAAUGCAUUGCAGACACCAGAUGCCAUUCUAGGAAAUAGAUUCAUUCAAGCUGCUUGGUCUAAGAGAGUUGCAAGUGAAAUGAAGGUUGACCACUCUUCAGACAAUGUUGCUGAAGAAGUUGUACAAAAGACUGUUACUCUCCAAAAAACUAGUGAAAUUACCAAGAAGAAUGAAGACAUUCUCACACAACAACUUUCCAUGUAUCAAAGUUUGGAAAAGAAAUUGGAAAGUUUACCAGAAGGUAGUGAAAAGAGAAAGGAACUUGCUACAAUUAUGAAGAGUUUGUCUGAAACUAUUGAAUCCUCUUUGCAAACUCAAAAGACAAUCAUUGGAAAGGUUUCUGAAGCUUCCAAACCAAAGCAACAACAACAAUUAGAAUUCUUCAAGAAGAAGCAAGAAGAAUUGAAAGAAAAGAGCCUUGAUGAUGAUCUCAAGCAAAUCACUGAAGGUUCAGAAUCAACAACAAAGAGUCCAAACUUUGGUUCCUACAGAGGUAGAGGAGGUUAUGCCAGAGGAAGAGGUAGAGGAGGAGCUUUUGCAGGAAGAACUCUUUCUAAGGAUAAUAGAACCUCAACUCUCUAUGUUACUGGUUUACCAGAGGACAAGAUGAAUCCAGAAUCUAUUCAAUCCCACUUUUCCAAGUUUGGUUCAGUUGACAAAGUUGAUGUACUCACUGAUGGCGCCUGUCUUGUAAAGUAUUCCACUAGAGCUGAUGCCACUAAGGCAACCCAACAAGGAACUGAUAUGGACGGAAAAUCUUUAAAGUUUAUGUGGAAGGAAGAUAAGGCACAACAGUCUGAAAGUUCACAGUCUGCUCCACAACAAGAGGUAAGUUUUUUAAAAAUUCAAUUUAAUGUAACCAUUAAUCAUUUCUACAGUAAACAAUAA
Naegleria gruberi is the source of this 1806-nucleotide messenger RNA. RefSeq lists its product as uncharacterized. The record is from RefSeq and is a predicted model, not a curated record. The transcript has a single exon. NCBI's taxonomy places the organism in Eukaryota, Heterolobosea, Eutetramitea, Acrasida, Naegleriidae. Gene Ontology annotation, cellular component: nucleus. Gene Ontology annotation, molecular function: RNA binding. The coding region runs from base 1 to 1806 and encodes 601 amino acids.